Drosophila grimshawi is the source of this 1803-nucleotide messenger RNA. It is a transcript of the gene SmydA-2, whose product is annotated as SET domain-containing protein SmydA-8. Bases 86 to 1678 code for a protein of 530 amino acids. The record is from RefSeq and is a predicted model, not a curated record. The transcript has 3 exons. Gene Ontology annotation, molecular function: protein binding. Lineage: Eukaryota; Metazoa; Arthropoda; Insecta; Diptera; Drosophilidae.
UCAAACGUUGCCCAUUACGCAAACACAGGCCGCAGACACAACACAAACUCCAUACGCAUAUUUAGCCAGCAUAAGGAUUACGUGAAUGAUGACUACGCCCACAAGUUGCGCGUAUUGCCAACAGCGUGCAACACAAUUGUGCGCCGGCUGUCGCAGUGUGGUUUACUGCAGUCGCGAGCAUCAGAAGGAGCACUGGAAGCGUGGCCACAAGCGGGAAUGCAAGUGCUACGAGGUGACCAGCAACGAGCUGCUCGGCCGGCAUCUGCGCGCCACACGCGACAUUCGGAUGGGCGAGCAAAUCAUGUGCGAGGCACCGCUGGUGGUAGGGCCCAAGGUUGCCGCAACGCCACUGUGUCUGGGCUGUCACAGGAAUUUGCUGGCGCCGCAGAAACCAGCGAUGACCUUCUACAAAUGCAGCUCGUGCAGCUGGCCCAUGUGCAGCAAGGAGUGCGAGAAAUCGCCAUUUCACCUGGACGAGUGUCGCCUGAUGGCGGCGAGUAAUUUUCAAUCCAAGAUAAAUUAUAAUCCAGCCGAUCCGGAGGGCAAAGAGUCCGCCUAUUGCGUCAUAAUGCUGUUGCGUUGCAUGCAACUGAAGCGUAGCAAUCCCGAGGCAUUUGCCCGGCUCGCUGCACUCGAGGAUCAUCUGAAGGAGCGCAUCGAGACGCCACUGUAUCAAGUGCUGCGAGCCAAUCUGAUAACGUUUAUCAAAACGGUGCUGGGUCAGCGGGAUUGGCCCGAACUGGAAAUCCUCCGCAUUGCCGCCAUUCUGGACACGAACGCCUUUGAGGUCCGGCAGAACGGGGAGCGUCGCAAGGUGCGCGCCAUUUUCCCGGGCGGUGCCAUGAUCGCCCACGAUUGUGUGCCCAAUUUGAGGCAUCGCUUCGACGACAACAUGCGCAUCAUCUUCCUCGCCAAGCGACCCAUUCCCAAGGGCGCCAUUCUCAGCAUAUCCUAUACGCAACCAUUGCGGAGCACCGUGCAACGGCGAGUGCAUCUCAAGCAGGUCAAAUGUUUCGAUUGCGCCUGCGAAAGAUGCUCGGAUCCCACGGAACUGGGCACCUUUGCCGGCGCACAUCUGUGCGGCAAGUGCAAAGUGGGCAAGGUCAUCUCACAAAAUCCGUUAGAGAAUGCCGCCAAUUGGCAUUGUCAGCUGUGCAAUGUGAAGAAAUCGGCUCGCGAGGUGCUGACCCAGGAUGCGAGACUGCAGCAGGAGAUUGAGUCGCUGGACAAGACGACGCCUGUUCACCUGGAGGAGUUCAUUCAGGGCCAUCGCAUCGACUUGCACGAUACAAACACGCACAUUUUACAGGCCAAAUACGCUUUGACGCAGCUUUACGGCACUGCGCCCGGAUAUGCAAUGGAUGAGCUCAGCGAGGAGUCGCUUAAGCGAAAAGUGGAUUUGUGCGAGGAACUUUUGCAGAUUUCGAAUCUCUUCGAUGGCGGUUGGAGUAUUUUUCGUGGCAAUUUGCUGAUUGAUUUAGAGGAGGCGUUGGUGGCGCAAGCGCUACGCUUGCAGCUCGCCAGCGAGUGUGAAUCGAAGCUGAAGCGGGCCGAGGAGCUGCUCGAAGAGAUCAAGAAUAUUAUGAAACAUGAGCCAGAAGAGAUGCAACAAAUGCUUGCGGAGCGACAGCAAAUUUUAAAUGCGGCUAUGGCGCCAUUUUCAGUUGGUGUCGAAUAACUCACAAGAGUAAUAUUUCAAUUGUGCACACAUUUCACUGUUUAACUGCACAAUUUUUAUUUUAAUAGCGAAAUUCAGUUUUCUAUUCCUAUUUAUAUUUGAAAAUAUAACUGUCAAUAUUUUAC